GGUUGACAGCCUUUUUCUGGGGAUGACUCAAGCUUAGAUUGUUUGUUGGUUGCAAUUCAAGAUCUACCAUCAUUGUCCUCCAACCCCGCACAACAUGGGCAAGUCUAAUCUAGAGCUGGUCAAAGAAUGCGACCGAUUCCCGUAUUACCAGGACGACCCCGCAUACUAUACCGAGCACUUGAAGAACCACCAUUUCUUCAAAGUGACUGGAUGCGAUGCGGUGCUGGGAUACAUCUUGAACUCGGUGAUCCAGAAGUUCCACUGGCCUGAAGACUGCUGGGCAAUUGACUCCGAGAACCGGACGGUGACGCUGGUGACCGCUCCGGAUGCCACGGCCGAGCAGCGGAGUGAACUGGUCGCCCGGACUCUGGCCGAAGCGGUAAAGAGGGACACAUUUGAGAUCCUCCGGGGCUGGCGUGAUGAGCUGUAUCCCGUCUACGGGCCCAACGGCGAGUUCCUGCUCGAGAUGGAGCGAUCGGCCAGCCCGCUGUUCGGCAUCGUCUCCUACGGCGUGCACUCCACGUGCUACGUCGAGGACGCCGACGGGAUGCGGCUCUGGAUCCCCAGACGCUCGCGGACAAAGCAGACGUACCCCGGUAUGCUCGACAACUCCGUGGCGGGCGGAAUGAGCUCCAAUGAGCACCCGUUCGAGUGUCUCGUCCGGGAGGCCAGGGAGGAGGCUUCCCUACCAGAGGAGGUGACGAGAGCCAACGCUGUAGCCGCCGGUUGUGUCACUUAUUUCUACGUCCGGGGGCCCAAGGCUGGCGGGGAGACCGACCUGGCGCAGCCUGAAGUGGAAUACAUCUUCGACGUGAAGGUCGAUGCCGACGUGGUGCUGAAACCUGGAGACUCCGAGGUGGAGCAGUUCCACUUGCUGUCUGUUGAAGAGACAAAGAAGGCCCUGGCCAAUGGAGAGUUCAAGCCGAACUGCGCAGUGGUCCUGAUCGAUUUCUUCAUCAGACACGGCAUCCUGACGGCCGAGGACGAGCCGGAUUACCUGGAGAUCCUGGCCAGGAUACAUCGCCGCCUGGAAUUCCCCACAGCAUCGCACGCGACAAAUUAAACAAGCGAGGCGGACGCAAGUAUAUAGAGCAGAAAACAAGAUGUGAUAGGAAGAGAUAUUUAGUGGUUCUAUUUGAUAUACCCAUUCACCAAUCGAACGCCAGCGCUGCAAUCGAAGGACCCCAAUCAAUGCAAACAGACUUUUUUGGACUACCCCGGCCGCCAAUAUCGGGCCAGAUAACUCUUACAACCCAGGAAAGG
Aspergillus homomorphus CBS 101889 is the source of this 1263-nucleotide messenger RNA. Its product is annotated as thiamine pyrophosphokinase-related protein. The coding region runs from base 95 to 1063 and encodes 322 amino acids. The record is from RefSeq and is a predicted model, not a curated record. Lineage: Eukaryota; Fungi; Ascomycota; Eurotiomycetes; Eurotiales; Aspergillaceae. The transcript is spliced from 2 exons. Gene Ontology annotation, molecular function: 8-oxo-dGDP phosphatase activity.